Fonsecaea nubica is the source of this 1197-nucleotide messenger RNA. RefSeq lists its product as hypothetical. The coding region runs from base 1 to 1197 and encodes 398 amino acids. The transcript is spliced from 2 exons. The record is from RefSeq and is a predicted model, not a curated record. Lineage: Eukaryota; Fungi; Ascomycota; Eurotiomycetes; Chaetothyriales; Herpotrichiellaceae.
AUGGCUUCUACAAGAGACGAAGCAAAGGACGAAACAGUCUUACCUCCCGAUGCCUUCAAAUAUCUCAAUUCCAUCAAACUUCACCAGCCCCAGAUUCUCGGGAAAAGAUUUGCUCGUCUCUGCAAUAAUUUCAAGUAUAUACCUCCUCCCGGCCACCGAGUGAUGUCGUAUAAGGCCAGACUUGAGCACAGAAGGAUACUUAGCAGGCUAGAGAAAGCGUACCGGCUUCCAUCCUACUGGCAUGGUUGUUUCAAAGAACUUCUUCAAUGGCUUCACCGGAUCGACUUCACUCAAGACAACCAAAUUUAUUUUGACAGAUUUCUUGGCGAGAUUAUGAAAGAAACGGAAUUUGAAUGUUCACUACCUCUCCUUCAGACGCGAACCCAUGAGUUUUUGCUUGUCUGGGAGUCUGGAUUAUCUAUGAUGAACACCCCCUACGCAACUAGGUCUGACAAAGAAACCACCUCUUACGAAGAAAGCAGCUCUUACGAAGAAAGCAGCUCUGACGAAGCAAGCAGCUCUGACAAAGAAACCACCUCUUACGAAAAAAGAACCACCUCUUACGAAGAAAGCAGCUCUGACGAAGCAAGCAGCUCUGACGAAGAAACUAUCGAGGAUAAGUGCGAGGAGACCAGGUGGCUUAUUCAUGAGUUCAACCCAGCUCUUCAAAUAGAGCGCAACUCUGACACCGAAGAACCUAUUCUCCCGCUGCGGUUCGUCCUCCCUGUGGGAAGAGUGACAUGCUUUGAAAAGGGAAAGGGAAAAGACCAUGACGGUUAUAGUUCAUUUCAUCUGGUCUUCCAUCCAGUUGACAAGAGCUUUUGGAUGGUGGUGGAUCGCUACUUGGGCUGGGAGAGGUUUGACAACAAAGAACGAAACAUACGCCUACGCUUGCGACUUGGGGAGGGGAACAAUAUGGAGGGAGCCGAAGCAUUCCGUUUGGGGUCAGCGAAUCUUUGGUUCCCCAAAGGCUUGGGUCUGAGUGAGCUCGAUGCCGGCAAACUAGUUUCUAGAUCCAAUCGGCAAAAUCGGGGGCCGGCUGUUGACUUCUCCAGCCUUCCAAAGGUAUCGCGGUUUCAAGACUCCGAGGCCCCGCAAAUUCACAUCGCAGAGGACUCCAGCUUCCAGAGCUAUCUUGCAGAAAACGGAGUGGUGAAAGGACGCUCAUGGCUUAGUGUGUCACCAUUGCCUGCCUGA